AUGAAAGAGAGAAAUAUUUUACAAGGAGUGACACCAGAACCAUUAUCAGUUUUAGAUUAUGUUGAUAAUAUGUUUAAUAAGAAAAAGAAAGAUAAGGAAUUAAAAAAGAGUUCAUUAGAUGAAUGGGGUCAUAUGAAAAAAAUGGAAAAGACUGAAGAAAUAAAAUUACAAUGGGCAUUAUUACAACAUGAAAAUUUAUAUACUGUCAAUGAAUAUAAUAAAUUAAAAAAAGAUGAAAAGAUGCCUGAUUUUUUUCAAGUUGCUACUAUUGUUAAUAAUAGUGAUAAAAUAAAAGUGGGAGGAGGAAAAGAAUCUCAAUCUUUACAUACAUCUAAUAGAAGAAAGAAGAAAACUUUAUCAGCACUACAAAUGUUAGAAAGAAAUGAUGAUCUUAAACAGUGGUGUAUAAAUAAAUAUACAAAAAUACAAAAGCAAAAAAAUAUUGGUGGGAAAUCUUUUGUAAGGAAACAAAAGAAACAAUUAUUGAAAAUCAAAAAUGGGAAAUGA
Messenger RNA from Plasmodium adleri (nom. inval.), 507 nucleotides. RefSeq names its product rRNA-processing protein, putative. The coding region runs from base 1 to 507 and encodes 168 amino acids. The record is from RefSeq and is a predicted model, not a curated record. Lineage: Eukaryota; Apicomplexa; Aconoidasida; Haemosporida; Plasmodiidae. The transcript has a single exon.